Molecule: messenger RNA, 400 nt
Organism: Staurois parvus
Lineage: Eukaryota; Metazoa; Chordata; Amphibia; Anura; Ranidae
Source: the annotation of a GenBank genome assembly
GAAGCUCCAUCCAAAAGGGGAAGUUCCGCUUUGAGGACUGAUCCUCCACUCCCCAUUAAGGAUUGGCACCUUUGGGGGGUGGGGGGGAGCGGGUACCCGAAUUUGACAGGUACCCGCUCCCACUUCUGCUGGGAUCGCCUAGGCAAUCGGAAACGGAAGUUGUCCUCCUUCCCUCCCUCCCCGAAGUCUUGUGGGACACGUGACAGGUCCCAGAAGACGAUGGGGCCAUUCAGGAAGCGCAGCACUACUCCCGCAUGCGCAGUGGGCACCUGGCUGUGCUGUGAAGCCGCAAGCUGUCACAGCCGGGUGCCCACACUGAAGCUGACAGCACCUGGAAUACAGGACGGCCGGUGAGCUGGUAAAACGGGCUGCGGCGGGGGCACCACGGGAUCGUGGGACA